Messenger RNA from Cariama cristata (Red-legged seriema), 1654 nucleotides. RefSeq names its product Fas-activated serine/threonine kinase (gene FASTK). The record is from RefSeq and is a predicted model, not a curated record. Gene Ontology annotation, cellular component: ribonucleoprotein granule; mitochondrial matrix. Gene Ontology annotation, biological process: regulation of mitochondrial mRNA stability; mitochondrial RNA processing. NCBI's taxonomy places the organism in Eukaryota, Metazoa, Chordata, Aves, Cariamiformes, Cariamidae. Gene Ontology annotation, molecular function: RNA binding.
AUGCUGCGCUUGCUGCCAUGGCUCCGUGCUCUGACCCGGGAGAGCGUGCGGCCCGGAGUCCUGCAGGGCCUGGCUGCUGGUGACAGGAGCGGGGCCGGGAUGUAUCCCACCUGCUACUGUGCAGGCAAAGCUAAGCAGCGGGCUGUGCUGCUCCCCCUGGACCCCUACGGCCAUGGGCUGCUGCACACCUUUCCCCCGGAUGCCUACAGGACUCGAGGCCAUGGCAAGAGGAAGAGCUGGAACUUCAUCCACGAGAAGAUGAGUUAUGACACCUUCUUCACAAUGAAGCGUCUGAUAGAGCGCUCGCGCAGCGUGGGAGAAGUGCUGCGGUGGGUCACACAGAACCCCAGCAAGGUGUCCGCCAGCCACUACCCCAUUGCCCUGCACAAGCUGGGCCAGCUCUUGCAGCAGCAGCAGGGAGGCCACAGUGAAUGGGGGAGCCGCGGGCCCAGCCAGAUGCUGGAGCAGCCAGAGUUUCAGACUCUCUGUCAGGCCAUCAUCAGCGGCUGCUCCAAGUUUGAUAACUUCAGCAUUGUCAACUGUCUGUACGCCGCCGCUGCGCUGGGCCUGCCUGGGGAAUCGCCGCUGGUGCGGGUGCUGGAGGACGAAUCCCGGAGCCGCCUGGGCCGCUUCAACCAGAAAGACGUCUCCAUGGUCUUCAGCAGUGUGAUGAGGCUCCACCCGUCCAGCCCACACCCCCUGGUUGAGUCUUGCCUCAGCAGUUUGGAGCGGCACCUGGAGAAGGAGCGGCACCCCCAGACCCUCUUCCUGCUCCUCUCCUACUACCGGCUGCGGGCGCAGGCGCUGCAGGGACACCCGGCCUCCGACCAGCAACUGAUCAACAACCGCAAGAUCCUGCGCCUCGUCAGGCACACACUGGGGCAAGUGAGUGCCAUGCGGGAGCAUGAGCUGGCCCUCUUGGACGAGAUGCUGGCUCUGUGCGCCCAGGAGGCAAACAACAAGGCCCUGGAGGCCAUCUUCAGCUCUCAGCUCUUCUACGAGAACCGCCAAGAGCGAUUCAUCCGCAGUAUGGCAGAGUGGCUCCCCAGGAAGGCAGAGAACCUUACCCCUUACACCAUGGCCCUCAUUGCCAAGUAUGUGGCCCGGCACCGGCUGCGUGAGCCACGGCUGCUUGAUACCAUCGCAAACUUUCUCCUGAAGCGUGGGGAGCAGCUCGACAGCAAGGUGAUCCAGAAGCUGGUGUUUCCCUUCAGCCGCAUGAAUUACCGCCCAUCCAACCACAGCGAGCUCUUCCCCAAGCUGGAGGCCAUCCUGGAGCAGAAAGCCGGCAGCUCACCCCUGGCGACUGUCAACAUCCUCAUGUCCAUGUUUCAGCUUAGCCAUUUCCCCCAGACUGUCCUGCACCAAGUCUUCUCCCCAGCCUUCAUCACCAAUGUUAUGAGCAGCCCCUACGCGCUGAUCGUGCGCCGCUACCUCUCACUGCUGGACGCGGCGGUGGAGCUGGAGUUCCGCGAUUACAGCGGCCCACGCCUCGACCCGCGCUACCGUGUCCUCAUGUUCGAGCACGCCUUGACAGCCGACGAGGCCAACAGAAAGUACAGUUACAAGGGGCUGGUGGCCGAGGCCUUGCGGCAGCUGGUGGGAGAAGAGUGCUAUCGGCAGGACGAGGUGCUGCCUCCAGGAUACUGCACAG